CUGAACUACUGAAAGAUCCAGGUGUUGCCAGGCGCUAAGUUUUGCAGCCAGUGUCCAUGGGGUCGGCUAGAUUAGGGUAGAGGCCUGGGCUUGGGAGUGCAGCGAGCGCAGAAAUAUCUGAGAAACUAGAGCAUAAAGCCAUGCGGAUGAAUUGUGGUCCUCAGAGGCUCCCGUACUCUUCAGCGGCGCUGGCUUCCCCAAGCUCCGCCCUCUCGCCCAUCCGGAAACAGCCUCGCCCCGCCCACGUAGGACCUGCCCGCAGCAGCGAGACGUGCACUCCUCCAGCGGCAGCUGCAUGUCGUGCCAAUGGCACGCUACGAGGAGGUGAGCGUGUCCGGCUUCGAGGAGUUCCACCGGGCUGUGGAAGAGCACAAUGGCAAGACCAUUUUCGCCUACUUUACGGGUUCAAAGGACGCCGGAGGGAAAAGCUGGUGCCCCGACUGCGUACAGGCUGAACCAGUCGUACGAGAGGGGCUGAAGCACAUCAGUGAAGGAUGUGUGUUCAUCUACUGCCAAGUAGGAGAAAAGCCUUAUUGGAAAGAUCCAAAUAAUGACUUCAGAAAAAACUUGAAAGUAACAGCAGUGCCUACACUACUUAAGUAUGGAACACCUCAAAAACUGGUAGAAUCUGAGUGUCUUCAGGCCAACCUGGUGGAAAUGUUGUUCUCUGAAGAUUAAGAUUUUAUGAUGGCAAUCAUGUCUUGAUUUCCUGAUUUGUUCUAGUAUCAAUAAACUGUAUAUUGCUUUGAAUUCAUGUUAGCAAUAAAUGAGGUUAAAAAACUGG
Rhinopithecus roxellana (golden snub-nosed monkey) is the source of this 784-nucleotide messenger RNA. It is a transcript of the gene TXNDC17, whose product is annotated as thioredoxin domain containing 17. Lineage: Eukaryota; Metazoa; Chordata; Mammalia; Primates; Cercopithecidae. The transcript has 4 exons. The record is from RefSeq and is a predicted model, not a curated record. Gene Ontology annotation, cellular component: cytosol. The coding region runs from base 307 to 678 and encodes 123 amino acids. Gene Ontology annotation, molecular function: protein-disulfide reductase [NAD(P)H] activity.